Molecule: messenger RNA, 831 nt
Organism: Hibiscus syriacus
Lineage: Eukaryota; Viridiplantae; Streptophyta; Magnoliopsida; Malvales; Malvaceae
Exons: 1
Coding region: 1-831 (276 amino acids)
Source: RefSeq, a predicted model, not a curated record
AUGAAUGUGCUUUCUAAUAUUCUCAAUAACGCUGCUUCCAGAGGGAUUUUUUCAUUCCAUCCAAAAUGCAAGAAAAUAGAACUCACCCACUUGUCAUUUGCUGAUGACUUAUUAAUUUUCUGCAAAGGAAACCUUCAUUCUGUUUUGGGUGUCAUUUCUGUUUUGGACUGUUUUUAUAAAUAUUCAGGGUUGAAGCUCAACGCAGGUAAAUGUGAGAUCUUCACUGCUGGUGUUUCGGCUCAUAAUCUUGACUCUAUCAUCAGCUAUACUGGUUUCAAACAAGGUAGGCUGCCUGUUAGAUACCUGGGGGUACCUCUUGUCACCAGAAAGCUUACCGAUAAAGAUUGCCAAGCUCUGCUAGACAACAUCAAGAGCAGACUUCACCAAUGGUCUAAGAAGAAAUUGAGUUAUGCAGGAAGGGCUGAGCUUAUUAAGACGGUUCUCUACAGCAUUGCUAAUUAUUGGUGUAGACAACUAGUUUUACCACAAUCCAUUAUCAAGAAGAUUGAGCAAUUAUGCUCUAGAUUUUUCUGGAAAGGAUCAGACACUUCCGCUGUCGGUGCAAGGGUGAGUUGGGUGAAAAUUUGCAAACCGAAAUCAGAAGGAGGCUUGGGAUUAAAGGAUAUCAAGUCCUGGAACAACGCCUGCCUAAUUUUUCUGAUCAGGAAAUUACUAGUGAGGGAGGGUUCUCUAUGGAUAGCAUGGCUUCAUAACUACAUAAUUAGGCAGCAUGAUUUUUGGACCAUGGAAGAACCACAAACUGCUAGCUGGAGUUUCAAGCAAAUGGUGAAGCUCAGAAAUGUCUCUCAAAUAGUGCGUGUAACACACUAA